AAGGAAUUGAAUGAGAAUGACAGGCUGACGAUGAAUAGAAUGGAGGUUUACAGGCGUGGUUGCAGGUGUUGGGCAGCUUUAUGCUGUUCUUCAAUACAUGGGGCGUGCUCAACACAUUCGGCGUCUAUCAAACCUACUACGAGUCCGGCGAGCUCUACACCGAAGUUUCCUCCAACAUCUCCUGGAUUGGCUCCAUUCAAUCCUUCAUGGUCCUCCUCGUCGGCGCCUUCAUCGGGCCCAUCUACGACAGAGGUUACCUCCGCACGCUCCUCGUCACAGGCACGUUCCUGAUCGUGUUCGGCCACAUGAUGCUCUCCCUCUGCACGACGUACUGGCAAUGUCUGCUUGCGCAGGGAUUCACCGUUGGCAUCGGAGGCGGGUUUCUGUACAUUCCUUCGCUUGCCAUUCUGCCGGGGUACUUCUCGACGAGGAUCGGUUUGGCGAUUGGAGUCGCUGCGUCGGGGAGCUCGUUGGGAGGAAUCAUCUAUCCGAUCAUGUUCUAUAAGUUGAUUGGACAGGUCGGAUUCCCGUGGACUGUUCGAAUUUUGGGCUUUACCGCGUUGGCAACACUGCUCAUACCCAUUCUGAUCAUGAAGAUGCGUUGCAAGCCGGCUCAGAUCCGCUCACUCAUCGACAAGACCGCUUUCACAGACGGUCCAUACCUCUUGUUCAUCUCGGGAUGCUUAGUCGGCUUCAUCGGCAUGUACACCGGAUUCUUCUACCUCUCGUACUACGGCAAAGCGACCGGGUACACCAGCGCCAGCCUGUCCUUCUACCUCGUGGCCAUACAGAACUCUGGCUCCGUGCUGGGCCGUACGCUCCCCAACAUCCUUUCCGACCGCAUCGGUCCUCAAAACGUCAUCAUUCCCGGCGCAUUCGGCGUGUCAAUCGCCCUCUUCUGCGUCCUGGCCGUCUCCAACGCCGGCGGGCUCAUCGCCAUCGCCGUCUUCUUCGGCUUCUUCUCCGGGGUGUUCAUCGCACUACCGCCCGUGAUCUUCGUCGCUUUGACUCAAGACAAGAGAAAGAUCGGAACGAGGAUCGGCAUGGCAUACUCGAUUAUCGGACUGGGAGUCUUGGCGGGAGGACCAGGUGCGGGUGCCAUUCUGGGGAACAACGAGGCGGACUUGGAAUGGACGGGAACUUGGCUCUAUGCGGGCUUGACGCCUCUGGUUGGAGCGUGCAUUUUUCUCGCCGUCAGGUUCUGGACUGGAGGGUCGAAAUUGAUGGUGAAGAUUUGA
Molecule: messenger RNA, 1238 nt
Organism: Zymoseptoria tritici IPO323
Lineage: Eukaryota; Fungi; Ascomycota; Dothideomycetes; Mycosphaerellales; Mycosphaerellaceae
Exons: 7
Coding region: 81-1238 (385 amino acids)
Biological process (GO): transmembrane transport
Cellular component (GO): fungal-type vacuole membrane
Molecular function (GO): transmembrane transporter activity
Source: RefSeq, a predicted model, not a curated record